AUGGCGGAGAAAGAGGGGAUGAAUUGUGAGGCGAGUAUGGCGAUGACGGUGAUGACGGAUGUGCAGAUGGAGGAGCUCCGCCGCCAAAUCGCGGCGUACGCCGCCGUCGCCGAGCAACUUCUCGACAUGUACAACAAGUGCACCGUCGUCGCCCGCCGCCAUCCCUUCCCUCGAGCGUGCUAUCUUUUUCUCAAAAAAAAAAAAAAACAUGAAGCGCGAACAAUUGGUCACAUUUUUCACUGUGUUAAUUCAGAGAUGCUAACUGGAACUCCAAACUACAGCGACUCUCCGACGAAAUCCGGCGUGCACAAGAUCCCCGCGAGGAAGCGAUGGACGCCGCUGCCGAAGCAGCUCAAUGCCCUCCAGGGCAUAUUCGAUAAGUGCCGCGGAGUCCCGAACCGAAAGGAGAUCAAAGAGAUCGCGUUGCAGCUCUCGCAACACGGUCCGAUCUCGGAAGCCAAUGUGUCGAACUGGUUCCAGAAUCGAAGGGCGCGAAUGCGACGUUCUCACGCAGAUAUAUCGCAUAACAGUGGUGCCGAACCGAGAACCGGUACGAGUAAAAUCAACUGCAGUUUGUAUCGGACACCGAGGAUGGAUCAGUGGAUGGUUCGAACCGCACAUGUCGCGAAUCAAGAGGCAGGAAGCGGAGUCGGAAGUUAUUAUCAAUCGAAUGAUAGCUUGAAUUAUUUUGCGGGAAUUGCGCGCCAAAAUUUGCUUCAGCAAAACGGUUUAUCGGGCUCGGGUUCAGGUACGUGCUCUGUGAUUGAAUUGUGUAUAAUUUGAGUUCGAUAUUUGUUUCUGAAAUCGAGUUUGCGAAAUGCAGGGAUGAACCAACUGAUGGGAUAGUUGAAAAUUUUCCGAUUCUGCGAGUUAACGGCUUUUUCGCCUCGAAGAAGCUUUGCGACAAUUGUGGUCACUUGGGAUGCUCUAGAUCAUGUUUUCGCAUUUUCCGAUUCUGCGAGUUAACGGCUUUUUCGCCUCGAAGAAGCUUUGUCAUGUUUUCGCGAUAAUAAGUAGAACAUUAGUUUGAUUGGGUGAAUGCUCAGAAUUUUCCAGUGAAAUAGUGCUAUAUUUUGCUUAGUAAAAACUUAAAAAACUUAUCUAAAUUAUAAAAUAUUUUAAAUCAGUCACGAUUAUCUGAAUUAUUUGAAUUAUCUCAAUUUUUAGACUACUGAUUAUGAAUCGAUCAAGACGAAAUAAUAAACACGUGCAACACCAACACAUUAAACUAAUUUAAUUUAUUGGAAUUUUUUUAAGAGAAAUGUUUCUGGGAUCAAUGAAAUAGUGAGUUUAUAGAAUAAUAUUUUUAUAUUAUAUUAAAUAUUAAUUAAUUAUAAAUUUUACAUUAUGAGCGUUAUAUAUUAGCAGGAAAAUGCCAUUAGCACUACUUUUAUGGAGGUUGUGGAUCUUACUCCAUACUCAUCCAAAAUUUGAUAUCACAUUUUUGAAACUUCAGUUUAAAAAAAAAUUGUGAAUCAUGAUAUUAGAUAAGAUUACUUUUUACAUUAUAUGCUAGUUUCCGAUCAGGGCCGCAAAAAGUUUUAAUAUAAUUUUAUCUUUUGAAUACUAAAAACUCAAAAGCUUUGAACUAUAAACCAUCUUAAAUUGACUAUUCAACUUAUUAAAAUUUUAAUUUUACUAUCUAA
Ananas comosus (pineapple) is the source of this 1646-nucleotide messenger RNA. RefSeq names its product WUSCHEL-related homeobox 8-like. The transcript is spliced from 2 exons. NCBI's taxonomy places the organism in Eukaryota, Viridiplantae, Streptophyta, Magnoliopsida, Poales, Bromeliaceae. Gene Ontology annotation, molecular function: DNA-binding transcription factor activity; DNA binding. Bases 1 to 783 code for a protein of 260 amino acids. The record is from RefSeq and is a predicted model, not a curated record.